AUAAAAUUAUGAAGAAUUUAUAAGAAAGUAAGGUCCAAAUGGUUUUUAUCAAUAAUAUACAUAUAGAAGUAAUUAUUAAUAUUUAUAGAAGGCAACAAUAAUUCCUAAUAAUUUUCCAAAUAAUAAAUGGAAGAAAUGUAAAGAUAAGCUUAAUAAUUUAUGAAUAUGUUUUAGAAUGGACAAUUCACAUAGUUCUCUUAGGCAUUUCGAUAAGCCACAAAAGAUGAUCCUAAAUUCAAUAGAGUUCAUGCAU
Molecule: messenger RNA, 253 nt
Organism: Paramecium primaurelia
Lineage: Eukaryota; Ciliophora; Oligohymenophorea; Peniculida; Parameciidae
Source: the annotation of a GenBank genome assembly